Molecule: messenger RNA, 291 nt
Organism: Ilex paraguariensis (yerba mate)
Lineage: Eukaryota; Viridiplantae; Streptophyta; Magnoliopsida; Aquifoliales; Aquifoliaceae
Source: the annotation of a GenBank genome assembly
AUGUGCAUACAAGUUUUCGACUAUGAUACAUUUAGUGCGGAUGACAUAAUGGGGGAAGCUGAGAUUGAUAUCCAGCCAAUGAUAGCCUCUGCAAUGGCAUUCGGAGAUGCUGGAAUGUUUGGAGACAUGCAAAUCGGAAAAUGGCUAAAAUCACAUGACAAUGCCCUGCUAGAAGAUAGUACCGUAAACAUUGUUGAUGGGAAGGUAAAACAGGCGGUAUCACUUAAACUCCAGAAUGUAGAAUCUGGGGAAAUAUAUCUAGAACUGGAGUGGAUGCCUCUUGAACAGUAG